Saprolegnia parasitica CBS 223.65 is the source of this 1098-nucleotide messenger RNA. RefSeq lists its product as hypothetical. The transcript has 2 exons. Lineage: Eukaryota; Oomycota; Saprolegniomycetes; Saprolegniales; Saprolegniaceae. The coding region runs from base 1 to 1098 and encodes 365 amino acids. The record is from RefSeq and is a predicted model, not a curated record.
AUGGCGGUGUUCUCUUGGACCAAGGUCGCGCCGACUGGCGGCUCUGCGCUGGUCCACCCGAUUGUGCAUCGAAACACCUUUGCGUUUGCGGUGAGCAUCGCCAUGCUUCUCAACAUUGUGUGCAUGCCCAUGAAGGCGUAUCUGUCCGAGACCCCUCCGUGGGCAGCAAUGGAAACCCCACCGACGUAUGCCAACGACUCGGACUUCAACUUGCAAACGCUCGCUCGAAUGCAAGCAACGUACAACGCCUCGACGCUGCCGGCAGCAGCUGCCUUUUACGACGACAGCGCCCGCAACGUUCAAGUCAUGCGCCACAUCCUCGUCAUGAACCACAGUCCCAUUCCGGUUGAUGACUGCCACGAACACUUUCUCGUCGGCUUACCCAGCGCUCUCUUCUACGGUGCUGGCAUCCGCAGCGUUCUCUGUGCCUUUGCCGCCGCCAACCACUCGUCGCCAAGCGAUCACACGUGGGACCGCCGCGGCGCGUGCGUGCACAACUUGUUCUUGACGGUCGCCAUUGGCCACCACUGCGUCUGGCUUCGCGCCGGCAACGAGCUCGCCGGCAGCAACACCAGCAGUCAUGACACGUACACGCUAGUGGCCGUGCACGCCGUCUACACGCACCGAAUGUUGUACUGGUUCAAAUUUGUCUACCGCGUUGGCAUCUCACUCCUUACGCUCCACCUCAUGUGGACCAAGUACUUUGUGCACUGCUUGCACCUUGAGGCGCUGCUGCGCCAACGCGGCCACCGCGCUCGUCUCCAGAGUCAUUGGCGCUACGAGGUGCUCUACGGUGACCCGACCGCGAUCAUCCUCAUGCACCCCGGUGUCGCCACCGCCUUCUUCUUCGAUUGUUGCCUCAGCGUCGAGACUGUCACGGUCGUCAUGACCCGCGCGUCGCAAAGCGUUGACGUCAGUAUUAUGCUCCUGGCGUUCAUGUACCUCUCUCGGACCGUACGUGCCGGAAACAUCUGUUUUAUAAAUCACUUUUUUUCUGAUUCUGCAGUUGUAAAUAGGUCUGGUGUGCCUAUACCGCCGUGUGUUUGGUCGCGAGUUAUCUUAAGCGAUGCCACAAGGAACACUUGUUUCACGAAGUAG